AUUUGUGAUAUAUGUCGAACGCGUGGUGGUGCGUGCGUAAAGUGCUCAGGCUAUGAUGUAUGUCACAGAGCAUUCCAUGCGACAUGUGCUCAAACAGCAGGAUAUAAAAUGGGAUUCGAGGUACUCCCCAGGUCCAGCACAGAACCUCCAAGACAUGAAUUCGGAAACAACAUGAACGGACGAAUGAUUGCCAGAGUAUGGUGCCCAUUUCACGUAAAUUUACCUCCCAACUUUGUAAAACUCGGAGCUCGUGAUUUGACGCGACAAGAUUCUGCAACGUACUGUUAUGCACGUGUAUGGAAGCAACUGGACUUUACAACAAUUGAACAGAAAAGAAAGCGGCAUUCAAUAUUGCCUUCUCCAGACAUGAUUGACAAUCCGUACAACACGACAAUUGCUCUUUUACCCUCGCCACCGCAACCACCAAACGAAGAAACCAAUAAUCACGAUACUUCGACAUCAAGGUCAGUAUCAACAACAUCAUCACCGUUCCAGCCCUCAUCACCAUUGCCAGUAGUAUCUUCGCCUUCGCUAUCACGAUCACAGUCGCAAUCACAGGCACAAUCGCCAUCACAAUCACCAUCACAAUCGCCAUUACAAUCGCAAACAUCAUCACCCUCAUCAUCACCCUCGCUGUCACCCCUAACAUUACCGUCAAAACCUGCAUCGCGACGUGACUCCACGAGUUUAAUAGAGUGGCCUCCAGCAGCAAGCAGAUCUCCACAAUAUCCUCGUAUGAUUUCGUUAAAGAAGAUUACGUGUACCAGAUGUUCCACUUCUAUAUCACCGAAAUGGUGGCCGGCCAAUAAUACACCUCCCCCAGUUUCAAAGAGCUCGCAGACAGCCAGGGUAGUUGGCUUCACCGUUACAGGCCCUGUUAUAUGCCAAAAGUGUUAUUGGGAUGUUAAAGAAAAUGAAACCGUCAAAAAGUACGAUGCCAUUGAUAUUGCCAGGAUGUUGGCUAAUCCAAGGUUCGUGUCCAAAUCUAUAGUAACGGAAGAGGAUGAUCCUCAGAAUCAAAUAGAGAACACAUAA
Paraglomus occultum is the source of this 1035-nucleotide messenger RNA. The record is from the annotation of a GenBank genome assembly. Lineage: Eukaryota; Fungi; Glomeromycota; Glomeromycetes; Paraglomerales; Paraglomeraceae.